UGUCUUGUCCUCGGCUGUGUCCGCAGCUUGGACUCGGGUCCACACUUCAUCCUAGCGACGGUGAUGUUAGCAGCCAAAAUGGCCCGCAGCGAUGCAGUGACGGUCUUCUCUGGCAAUACCACAAUGGCCUUCUCCGUCAAUUCUUCUACGACAGAUUUCUCCAACAGCUCAACCACUGUUUUCUGGAUGGAAAACAUAACGACAACGGUUAGUCACUCUCUGCAGACCUACCCCGAGAGAGUUGUUGUCGCUGUAGUCUGGCUCCUGCUCGCGGUGUUCAACGUCACAGGUAACACCAUGGUCAUCCUGGGGGUGGUGUUCAGUAGGAAGCUGCGGACAUCCACCAACGUCUUCGUGGUCAGUCUCAGCGUGGCUGAUCUUCUGACAGGCCUGGCAUUACCCAUGAGCGCUGUUGGUCUGCUCAGUCCGGGAAACACUUGGCCGUGGUCCACCGAGACUCCCUGCUACUUAGCUGGCCUACUGCUUUUUGUCAGCUCUUGUGCUAGUCUCUACAACUUGGCCUCUAUCGCCCUGAACAGACUGGUCCUCAUCAAGCGCCCGAUGACUCUUUACCGUAGUCUCUACACCAAGCGCAAUGUAGUCAUCAUCGUGGUAGCCAUCUGGUUUGUUGCCUUUGCAACGAUGAUCGUUCCACCGAUCUUCGGCAUUGGAGGGUUCGGCUACGACGAGCAGCAUCACACCUGCAGUGACUUGGAUACCCAUCCUAAGGCCAAAACCUUCGAGAGGAUUCAAACCUUCGUCUUGUAUCCCAUCCCUUUCAUCACCAUUGUCACUUGCUACACCAUGAUCUUCUUGCACGUCCGCCGCCACUUCCAGGCCCAGAGAUCCAUGCGAGUUGCAAGCAGCUACACCGGCCCGGUUUGUGCUACCCCGGGCAGUUCUAGCUUCGUGGUGUCUGACAGCAGUGAUGCCUUGAAGACAGCUCAAAGCGACCGUGUCUAUCGCCAGCAGCUCGAAAUCACCAAGAAUCUCUUCAUGGCAGUCUGUGCCUUCUUCCUCUGUAUCACUCCGUACUGCGUGGCGCUUUUCAUCCCCAACACCGACCGAUACCUUUUGUUUUUGGGCGUGGUCUUUACCCUCAACAGCUGCGUCAACCCGAUCGUAUACGCCGCUAAACAUCCACAGUUCAAGAAGGUUUUGCGCCGUAUGAUAAGAUGCCGGUGCUCACAGAUUGAAGAGCCGUCUAAUGCACUCAAAGCUGUCAUGGCUUGCUGUCGCAAGGCGUGAAUUGCACAAGUCAAGUCCGCAUUAGAUUACACGUCUAUUUUCUAAACGGGAAUUGCCUUGAAGACAAAAUAUAAUAGAGUGCAGUACAGUGCACUCCACGUGCAUACAGUUUGAGCGAUACCAGUGGCGUGUUUAGAAAACUAGACCGGAGUUUUUAGAAGUAUGUAAAUCAUGCAAAUUUCUUUGUUGCAUAUGCAGAUACCUUUUUCAUGUUAUAAUAUCAAAACAAGCCUUAAAUUCAACUCCCCUUCUCUCUUCAGUGCUCUCAUUUCAGUUUUAUGAAAUUUGAUUGAUCAUGUUUUAAGAACUUCUCUUGGUCAAAAUUUUGUACAUGCAUGUAUCAUUACAAAGAAUUUGUGUAAGCGGUGAUUGUAACACAUUUGAAAAAGUAAGAUGAGAUUGCAAAACUCAUAAAUCUUUGCUGCACAUGGAGUGUAAAAACCUUUAGUAAUUGACCAGAAUCGGAGUACACGUACAGGCAUCACCAAUGCAUCUGUUGUACAUGUGCACCAGGCUGGCUGGGUAGUGUUGUAAUUGAGCAUAAUUAUUUUUCAUGGAUGCCAGUUCUUCUGAAUAUUACAUGUAGUACAAAAUACGGGAGAAUGGACUAUUUUCUUGCGAGUAUGAAUACGACUACAAUCGGGAGCAAAUUUCCAAAAGCACGAGUAAAAUUGCUAAAACACACGGCAGAUAGUAUGGGUACAUGUAAUGUAAAAACACUGAAGUCUGAAUUCGUAGACGUGGGUACGGCUUAAUUGGUUGUAAUAAGUACAAAAGUUGGUUUGAACUGUGACUUCAUGUAGCAUGCUGAAGAAUGAGAUGAGAUCUGCGAAGCAUGUAAAUUAUGCAAGAAAAUUUAUCAUGAAUUUUAAAAUCACAUUGUAGAGAACGACUUGUUGAAAAAACAUUGCAAAUAUAAAGAGCAUGAAUACAUUUGAUUGCAUGCCUAAAAGCUGGGAAAACUUACUACAUAUACUCACACAUUAUAAAAUAUAUGCUGUCCGUGACGUUGGCUUCAUCGAAGCCUCUACAGAAAGGUAUGUAACCUGGAAAAAUAGCUCAAAAUCAAUAAAGGGAAAAAAACUAAAAGAACAAAAUCUAAACGUGUGGGAAACUCGCUUUAUGGCAACAAAAAAACUAACUGAAAUCUUUCAGGGAGGGAUCGUGAGAUUACUCUACAAAUGAAACUACAAACAGAGUUUAAAUUUCCGCACAAAAAAAUUUAAAAUGGUUUAUUAUAUUUCGUCAGACUGUAUUCGGACUGCUAAUUUUCGAGGCAGAAUUUGCGAAUAAAAAAGG
This is a messenger RNA of Acanthaster planci (crown-of-thorns starfish), 2547 nucleotides long. Its product is annotated as melatonin receptor type 1B-B-like. Gene Ontology annotation, biological process: G protein-coupled receptor signaling pathway. Gene Ontology annotation, molecular function: G protein-coupled receptor activity. NCBI's taxonomy places the organism in Eukaryota, Metazoa, Echinodermata, Asteroidea, Valvatida, Acanthasteridae. The record is from RefSeq and is a predicted model, not a curated record. Gene Ontology annotation, cellular component: membrane.